Molecule: messenger RNA, 808 nt
Organism: Ciona intestinalis (vase tunicate)
Lineage: Eukaryota; Metazoa; Chordata; Ascidiacea; Phlebobranchia; Cionidae
Source: RefSeq, a predicted model, not a curated record
UGGUUUAAACUAAGUUUUGUUUUCCUAGUUAAUAGUUAUUACAUUUAUAAAAAUGUGUUAUACACAGGUCCAUUCAUUGUUAAUGGUAAAUACAACAACUGGCAUAUUUACAAUCCGGACAGGGGUAACUAUGGAAUGACAAGCUCAUACCCGGAUGCAAAUAUUUGGAGGUGGAGAUCAACCAAUCCCUCAUUUAAUGCUCACUAUAUUUGUCAACUUAAUGUAAAAAGCACUAAACUGGUUGCGUCCAAAUCAACUUUAAAUGUAAUGUACGGAGAAGAUUCUGUUCUUUGUUCAUCAGAUUCCAACCCUGGACCUCCUGUCUCAUGGAAAAUAAACUCACAAGAUGUUUCAACAAACACAAGUGAACGAGUGUAUCAAAUAAUUACACAACCUACACUGGAUGGGAAUUCUACAUCACGUUUGUAUUUAACUCGUGGUUUACAUCAGAAUUCUGGUGUUUAUACUUGCAAUGCUACUUCCCUUGACCAAUCUGCAGAAACUAUUGUUAUUAGUACGUAUAAGUAUCCUUAUUGGAAAAAUGCUCUACACGGAGAACAAAUUUUAGGUUUUACCUACUGUCCACGUUUUGAAAAUUCUAAAGGAAACCUACGCACAUAAAAUGCUUUAUUGAUAUAUAACAGUUGGUGUUUCUUUUUUAAAACUAUCACACACUUCACUUUUUACGUACAGCUUAUAUACAAAGAACUUAGUUAAGUCAAACUUGACACUAACUGCUGGGUGUCUGUUCUAUUUUACUGCAGUUUCUGAAGUAUAAUCAAUUUACGUAAUAUAAUAAAUUUAGGAA